CCGCAGCUGCGAGCGUGACUACAUUUGGAGCGACAGUCCGGUGGUGAAGGGCCAGUGGGGAGGGACCGCCGGUGUGAGGAAGGGCAGCGGCAACACUCAUGCCCACUCCACACAGCGUGCAGUGCAUGAGCAAUAUGUCUCACCCACCAAGGAACAGAUUGUUCUGCAUCCUCUGAUCGGUGGACUCUCAGCAAAGAAGGUCUUUCAGUCCGAUGGAAUCUGAAUCUACAGGAAGAAAGUUUUGCUCCCGUGUUUACCUUAGCUGAAAAGUGGAGAGAGAACCACCCAUUAGCUUUCUGUUCCUGAAUGCUUUGCAAUUCUUCGAGGAGCAGAGAGUCGACUGAAUCCUUCUGAGGGACAUGGACGCCAUGGAGAACCCAGUCCUGGAGCCCCGAUCAGAGCGGAUUGCUCGCUAUAAAGCCGAGAGGAGGCGAGAACUGGCCGAACGCUUUGGCAACAUGGAGGAGCUCCCCUCCAAGUGGGUGAGGAGGGAUGGGAAAGAGGUGCACGACCCAGCGACCCAAGCCCACAGAGGGACUUUGAACUCAGAUGGCCUCAGUGAAAGACUUAACGGCAGGACGCGAGGAGUUACCAAUGGAUUAGAGGAUCCUGCAGAGUCCAACCACUUGAGAAGGCAGGGUUCCCUGGACUCUGCCAGCAUGCUGAGUGGGGAGGGGCACCUCGUCCCUCUUGGACACGAUGCCCCGCAGCUCCACACUCGGGUGUCAGUGGGCCAGUUGAGAAGUGCCCUCCUGCAGCAGACGGGGAGCGGAGCGCAGCCUGAUAAAGUUUGCCCUGAUGCUGGGCGAGCCGUGUCCUCUUUGGAUCUGGCUGUGAAGCCGGGCUCUGAAGGGGGGCGGCGACGCACCCGGCGUUACCUCCCUGGGGAGUCAGGUGGUGGUCGCAAGACCAGUGAACGCUUCAGGACACAGCCGAUUACAGCCAAUGAGAUGGAGGACAGCAGCGGGCUGUUGGACGCAGAGGAAGAGGAGAACUGUAAAGCUGAUGUGAAAACAGACGACAGAGCCAAAAUGAGUGUGGCGGCCAAGAUGUCUUUGUUUAAAGAGCUGGAGAAGUCUGCCACCCCCGAGGCCUCAGCCUUCCUGAAGCCUCGCUCAGGCAGCGUCUGUCAUGAGCGCAGGGUGCGCCGAGGCAACGACCACCGCUUUCUGACCCAGCCUAUCACCUGUGAGGAAAUUGGGGCAAUCAGCGUUCCAAAACCAGCACCACCAGUGGAGUCAGAGUCUUUGCAGGUGGAGUCAGCAGAGGAUGGCGAUGAGAGCUGCAAGCUGAGCAUGAGUGAGAAGCUGGCCCUGUUCAACAAACUGUCCCUGCCAGGGAAGCAGGAGAGCGGCCCCGCUGAUGGGCCCCCAGAGAGACGACGGCAGAAGGGGGCUCGGUACCGCACACAGCCCAUCACUGUGGAGGAGGUCAGCCUGCUCCAGAAAGGCCCCAUACAGCUUCCUGCCUUCUCUUUGUCCCCUCAUCUGUCAGACAGACAGCAGGCCUCGUCUGUCAACCUAAAACCCAGUGAGAUACGCCUUUCCCAGCCAAGAUCUGAUGCUGGUCCUGUACGUGGGGAGCCUAGUGGCCCCACCCAGCAGGGCUCGGACUCUGAGCCAGUCUUGAAAGGGAUCCUGAAAAAGAGCUGCUUCGGAGGCUCAGAGUGGAGCCGGACAGAGGGUAGUCAGAUGGAUGCACCGUCCAGCCAUGAACAGAAUGGUGGAGGCUGUGAAGAAGCAGGGAUGCAAGGGAGGAUGAGGAGCACAGAGCAGCAGGAAAUACGUGCACCACCACGGAGACAGAGGCGCGAGGCUUCAGGUGUGGAGGGAGGCUCGCUGGCUGCAGCUCCCUGGAGGCAGAGGGCACGAGCCAGGAGGGAAACCAUUGCCUGCACACCAAUAAGAGCCUUGCCGGAGCAGGAUGCUCCUCAGGAGGAGAGGCCUUGCCAGACUGUGCUGCAGGAACAGCUGGUUUCCUCUUUGGAAAACAGCUCAGAUACUACAGGGAGAGUUCAGCAACAGAAUGAGGAAGAGAGUGUGAGGACGAUGAAUGAAGAAACCACAGCCACAGGACAUGUUCAGGUCACACUGGUAGAUGGCACCAUUAAACCACAGGAAGCAACUGACACCAGCAGAAGUAAGGAAGAGACUGAAAACCUUCAUGGGGAGAGUGUCAACCCUCAGCGCUGGGAGCCCGUCUUUGCCUCUGUCUAUUCUAGCAGUACAGCCCAAUAUAUCAUGUGUUUCAAUCAGACAAAUCUGUCCUUUGAGGCCCAAGAGGUCUCCUCUCCUACCAAUAACCAGGUUCAGCCUCAGUGGAGACAGAAGGCUAAGGGAGUUGAGGAUGAGGUGAAUGAAGUUGAGGAAAUGAAUGCAGAGCAGGAAAGGAAAGAUCAAGAGGCUGGACAUGUGGCCAAGAGAGAUCUUGGAUCUCCAGAAUCAGACAGGAAUGACACCAUACAUAACAGAGGGCACUCCACUGAAGCUACAACAUGCACAUAUGAAGAAACCUCCAUUCAGUCCGUGUUGGAGUUUGAAGCCACACAGAGCUCUGCGCUCUCAGUGGCUCCACAUGAGGCGAAGGAGGAGACGCCUGUGGAUGAAUCAAACACGUUUGACGGAGGUUUCUACAGAGAGCCGUCACCCCCCUCCGCCUGUGCCCUUCCGCCCUGUGGAGACGUCACUGCGGCAGAGAGUGAGCAGGACCUGGGUGUCCUCUGCCAGACCAACACACCCAUACUGACCUCAGCAGUAGCAGAGCAUAGGCGGUCGGUGCGCCCGUCCCGUCGGACUCAGGGCUCCAGAAACCCUCUAAGGGCUCUGGCUGCGCGGGACGACAUCAGGCAGGACUUAAUGGGAGAGAGAGCCAACACAGCUGCUGAGGAGAGCACCCAGGCUGGGAAGAAGUCCAAGAACUCACAUUCACAUCUUUCCGGAUCAGAGGACAUCACCUCCUCCUCAGACAUUACCAAGUCUAAUCCUCCUUUCAGCAGCCUGAUGCUCAUUCACAUCAAAGGUAGGCGGCAUGUCCAGGUGCGUCUGGUGGAGCCCUCAGUGCGGUUGCUGAAUAGUGGAGACUGCUUCCUGCUGGUCACACCGGAGCAUUGCAUCCUGUGGAGUGGAGAGUUUGCCAAUGAGCAGGAGAAAGCCAAGGCCUCUGAGCUGGCAUCAUCCAUCCAGAGUCAGAGGGAUCUCGGCUGUCAGGCCUCCCAGGUAGUUCACCUGGAGGAGGGGCUGAACUGUGACAGCAGCCUGGCUGCAGACUUCUGGAGCCUUCUAGGAGGACGGACACAAUACAGAGGAGCCAGUGCAGAAGAGGAGGAUGAGCUCUAUGAGCGUGGUGUGGUGGAGUCCAACUGUGUGUACAGGCUGGUGGAGAACAGACUGGUGCCUCAUGAACAGGCCUGGGCUUCCAUCCCCAGUAUCUCCCUACUGGGCUCCUCUGAGGCCCUGGUGUUCGAUUUCGGCAGUGAGGUGUACCUGUGGCAUGGACAGGAUGUUUCCCUCAGCAGGAGGAAUAUUGCUCUCCAGCUGACUCACCAAGUGUGGGUCGGAGCUUAUGACUACAGCAACUGUCGAGUCAAUCCACUGGAUCCCACGCAGUGUAACCCCAACUCACAGAGUAGGGGAGAGGGGCGUCCCAGCUGGGCGUUGUUCGGUUGUGUCUCAGAGCACAGUGAGACGGCUCUGUUCAGGGAGAAGUUCCUUGACUGGACGGGCGGGACUGGAGGUGUGGAGGAAGCUGCUUCAGUGAGCAAAGAGACACAGCCUAUUCCAGUUCAGUCUUCCCAGACCCCAUUACCAGACAGCCUGAGCACCUGUGACGCCAAGGCUCUAGUGUCGGGUCAGUUACUGGAAGGGGACGGCCUGGUCCAUAAUGUGUUGGCUGGGGUUGACGUCCAGAGGGGGCACGGGGUCAUUACACUGGAGGAGGGACGUCAGAUGGAGCUGAAGACAGUUGCUGUGGACACGUGGCACGUCCAGGAGUUUGAUGACAGUGAAAUUCCUGUGGAGAGCACCGGGCAGCUUCAUGAGGGAGACUCAUACGUCAUCCGCUGGACGUACAGCAUCAACACUGUUGAUAAGCUAAACAGCCCUGAUGAGUGUACCAGAGGUGAUGGACAAAACACUGCCUUCUUCCUGUGGCGGGGCUGUCACUCCAGUGUCAGUGGACGGGACACUGCUGCUUUCCUGUCCAUUGGGAUGAACAAUCAUGAAGAGUCACAGGUGGUGGUACCUCAGGGACAAGAACCUCCUUGUUUCCUGCAGCUUUUCCAGGGAGGCCUGGUUAUUCACAAGGGCAAACGAGAGGAGGUCUCCACUAAUGCAGCAGAGUGGCGUUUGUUCUGCGUGCGAGGAGAGCUCCCAGAGGAAGGCUCCCUGUUGGAGGUGGAUUGCUGCUGUGCAGGUCUGAGGUCCAGGGGCUGUGUUGUGCUGCUCAACAGCCAGCAGGGGGUACUGUAUCUCUGGACUGGCUGUAAAGCUCAGAGCAGCUCUAGAGAGGUCAGCAAGAGGGCAGUGGAUCAUCUCACCCAAAUGUGUCCACCAGAGCUGGGUCUCUGUAAAAGCAGCCCUGUGAAGGUGCAGGUAGUGGAAGAAGGUUCAGAGCCUGCAGACUUCUGGACAGCACUGGGACAAAUGGACAGGAAGGCCUAUGACUGCAUGCUGCAAGAUCCAGGAAAGUAUAACUUCACACCUCGCCUCUUCCACCUGAGUGCCUCCUCUGGGAGUUUCCAGGCCAAAGAGCUGCAGAGUCCAACACGACUGCCGGGGCUCGUGAUGGCAAUGCCCUUCGUCCAGGAGAGUCUGUACUCUGUACCACAGCCUGCCUUGUUCCUGCUUGACAACCGUCUGGAGGUCUACCUGUGGCAGAGGGGUCAGCCCGAGCAGACUGAGAGCACGGCUUCAGCCUGGAGCUGCUGGCACGACGAGAGGAGGUGUGCCAUGCAGACUGCACUGCAGUACUGCAAAGAGAUGAACCCAAGACGCCCACCGCAGGCCUACCUCAUAUUUGAGGGGUUGGAACCUCUCACCUUCACAAACAUGUUCCCCCGCUGGGAGAGGAGCCUGGGACCCCACACACAGGGCGAGACAGGGCAAGUGAAGCUGACCUUGGUGCAGGACGCCCUGGCCCAGCUCAUGAAGACCCAGUACCCUCUGGAGGAGCUGCUGCGGAGCCCCUUACCUGACGGAGUGGACCCCCAGCGCCUGGAAGUCUACCUGUCUGAUCAAGACUUCCAGACUAUUUUGGAAAUGAAGAGAGAUGAAUACGCUUCCCUCCCAGACUGGAAGCAAAUUGAACUGAAGAAAAGCAAAGGGCUGCUUUGCUAGACAGCGAAAACAAAUGGAGGCUGACUGACGCUCCUGCAGCAGGGACUUCCUCCUCCAGUGAGACGGGAAGAUGGCAGGGGGGUAUUAGCACCGUGGUGCGACACAAAGGACAGCUCACAACGUGAUAAAAACAGGAAAGAAUUUCACUUUUAUUUAUGUCGAAUUAGUAUGAGUGUGUGGACUUUUUAUCAGACAUGGGUUUCUCCGUAGCUAUUGUUCAGAGCAAAAAACAAAACACAUUUUCCUAUGAAACUCCAUCUGUACAAAUCAAUGAAAGAUAAAAGGAAAAGGUGUGUGGGAGUGAGGGAAGACGUCAGUAACAGACUGUGGGAUAAGGAGGAGAAAACAAAGGAGUGCUUACAAAAAAAGAUAAAUGCUAAUAAACAAUGUAAACAAGAAAAAAAUAAAAGGCUAACCACUUUCUAAA
Epinephelus lanceolatus (giant grouper) is the source of this 5760-nucleotide messenger RNA. It is a transcript of the gene svilc, whose product is annotated as supervillin c. Gene Ontology annotation, cellular component: cytoplasm; actin cytoskeleton. Gene Ontology annotation, molecular function: actin filament binding; phosphatidylinositol-4,5-bisphosphate binding. Gene Ontology annotation, biological process: barbed-end actin filament capping; cytoskeleton organization; actin filament severing. NCBI's taxonomy places the organism in Eukaryota, Metazoa, Chordata, Actinopteri, Perciformes, Serranidae. The record is from RefSeq and is a predicted model, not a curated record.